AUGAUGGACGUCGGAUGCUAUGUGAAUCAACGGCGAUCCUACAAUGGUGAUCUAUGCACAGUUCGUUACGUGGGUAAAGUUGAAGGCACCACCGGCGACUGGCUUGGAGUGGAAUGGGAUGACCCCACGCGGGGAAAGCAUUCUGGAGAACACAACGGAGUGAGAUAUUUUACAUGUAGAAGAAAACACCCCACAGCUGGGUCGUUUGUCCGUCCUUCGCGACGACCCGACAAACCUCGAGGCUUCCUUGAGGCAGUGCGCCACAAGUAUGCUUCUGAGUUUCAAGAGGAACUUGCAAGACAACAGUCAGGCGAAGUCUCUGCUGCACGGGACACUAUCAAAUUUAGUAAUAAAGUAGUGGAAGAGGUCGGCUUCGACAAGAUCCGGAAGAAGCUUGCAGAGCUCCAGGAAUUGAAAAUCGUACUCCUGGAUCGCCUAUGUAUCGCAGGAGUUCUGGCUCAUGCAGCGAGCCCACAUGAGCUUGCAGAGGCUUGCAAGGAGAUAGAACAGACUUGUCCUAAGAUCGUUGAGCUUGAUCUAAGUUACAACUUACUAGAAAGCUGGAUUGACAUUGCAAACAUAUGUCGACAGCUGAAGCGCUUGAAGACAUUAAAGCUAAUCGGAAAUCGUCUGGGUCCUCGCCAGGAAGGUCUGAUAUUCGAGGACAUCACGGCGCUCCAUCUGGAUGAGACUCUACUUGAAUGGGACGAGAUUUCGGCUUUGACAUAUCAAUUCCCAUCACUUUCUGCUCUGUCAGCCUCCGCAAAUCAGAUUACCCACAUCUCAACGCCUAUCGCGGGUACUAUCACAACUUUGACACUGGAAAAUAAUGACAUCUCUUCGCUAUCCUCAUUAGCAUGUCUGACCUCUUUGAGCAAGCUCGAGCAUCUCUCGCUGAGAGAGAAUUGCAUUGAGAAAGUCUAUGCGCCCGGCAUGGAAGGAAGCUCUAUUCAAUUUUCCGAAAAUCUCAAAUCGGUGGACCUAUCCAGAAACAGCAUCGAUUCAUGGUUGUUUGUGAAUGAUCUUCAAUCUGUGUUUCCUGGGCUGCAGUCUUUGCGGAUAUCAGGAAAUCCUCUUUACGAUAAGCCUGUUGCCCCGUCGAACGUCACAAAGCUGCCCGAGAAGCCAAUGACGGUGGACGAGGCCUACAUGCUAACACUCUCUCGACUCGCUUCCAUUCAAACCCUCAACUACAGCAAGAUAACUGCCCAAGACCGAAGUAAUGGGGAACUCUAUUACCUUUCUCUCAUUGGUAAGGAGCUAUCCGCGUACCCUGAAAGCGCAGAGCGCGAGAUCCUUGCUACACAUCCCCGCUAUCAGGAGCUUUGUGAGAAAUAUGGCCCGCCCACAAUCAAGAGAGCCGAGUUGGCAGGCGCUGCUGUGAAUCCGCGCUCUGUUGCCGCCCGAUUAGUGAAGUUGGCUUUUCGUUUGCAAUCAUCGAUUGGAUCCGAUGCAAAUCAAGACCAAAUUCAAGUUCAAGAGAUCCCGAGAUCCUUUGAUACAUAUCAAGUCAAGGCUAUCGCCUCCCGCCUAUUCAAUCUGCCGCCUUACCAGUGCCGACUAGUCUGGGAGACCGACGAGUUGGACCCUGUUAAUAAGGAGAAAAAGGAUGAUGAAGACGAUUGGGAUAGUGAUGAGGAUGAAGCCACAGCUACCGAUUUAGGAGAGAGCAGCGCGUCCGUACCAACUACUGAGGAUGCAGAGUUCGUCAGAAGAGAGAUCGAGCUUCUGGAUUCAACACGGGACAUAGGCUUUUGGUUCCAACCCGAUACUGUUGAGGCAAGGAUCAGAGUAGAAAUUGCGACAUAG
Aspergillus pseudoviridinutans is the source of this 1809-nucleotide messenger RNA. RefSeq names its product putative tubulin-specific chaperone. The record is from RefSeq and is a predicted model, not a curated record. The transcript is spliced from 4 exons. The coding region runs from base 1 to 1809 and encodes 602 amino acids. Lineage: Eukaryota; Fungi; Ascomycota; Eurotiomycetes; Eurotiales; Aspergillaceae. Gene Ontology annotation, molecular function: protein binding.